AUGUUUACAGAGCUAAGCAAAAAGAAUCAAAAAUUCUACAAGGACGUUGCUUCAAUAGUUGAGAAAGUAAACAGUAAGUUAAGCACAAUAAAGAGAGAAAUAUACAGAAGAAAGUCACCAAACAGAUUUGUAGGAAUUCUAAACAACACCAUGACGAAUUAUGAAGUGCUAGCUGAUAUAAAUAAAACAACGGAAUUUAUGGAGAAUGAGGCAUUGGGAUGUGUGCUAAUUUGUGAUAUUCUGAAUAACAAGAUCGAUAACUCAGAAAAUAAAGCGAAAUUCAUGAGAGCAAUGGGAGACAGGAUGCUCAGAGAACCAAAUGAUUCCGUGGUUAUCAGAUUAAACACCAUGAAGACCACAGAAGACAGUCUGACCGGAUUCAAAUAUGAAAAGACGCCAAUUCCAAACGUAUUCAGAAUCACAGGUGGUAAAGAAAACUCAGCAGAGAGUAUUAAAAGGCAGGUUUUAACAGAAUUGGAUGAUUUGGUGAAAAUACAAUCAUUUGAAUCGUGUCUACCAGUGCAUUUACUCAGACCAGAAGAGGGGUCCACCGUUAUUGAUGCAACAGCUGCACCAGGAAACAAAACAACCCAUUGUGUCGAUUUGAUGAAGAAUACAGGCGUAAUACACGCAUAUGAAAGAGAUAGGUGUAGAUUCACCGUCCUGAAGAAGAUGAUAAAAGAGUAUGGAGCAACAAAUACGAAAUUAUACAAUAAUGAUUUUCUGAAGACAGACCCAAAAUCAAUUCAGCCUGAUUAUGUGAUUGUGGACCCAUCAUGCUCUGGAUCAGGAAUCCAUUUCAACUACAAGAAAGAUCCGGAGAGACUCGCAAAGCUACAGAAUUUCCAAUGCAUGAUUUUGAAUCAUGCACUGAAAUUUGAUGCGAAAAGAGUUGUCUACUCAGUGUGUUCAUUACACACCGAAGAAGCAGAGGACGUUGUAAAAGAAGCAUUAGAGAAGAACAGCUACUACGAAUUGGACACAAUUAAUGUUGAUGGUGUCCCUCAUGGUGAUCCAGCCUAUGAAUUUAGUGAUAAGGUUCUUCGUGUAGGCCGAAACGAUGGUAUAAGCAGCGGCUUCUUUGCAUGCGUCUUUAUUCGUAAGAAUAAAUGA
Molecule: messenger RNA, 1113 nt
Organism: Enterospora canceri
Lineage: Eukaryota; Fungi; Microsporidia; Enterocytozoonidae
Source: the annotation of a GenBank genome assembly